Molecule: messenger RNA, 3477 nt
Organism: Exserohilum turcica Et28A
Lineage: Eukaryota; Fungi; Ascomycota; Dothideomycetes; Pleosporales; Pleosporaceae
Exons: 3
Coding region: 1-3477 (1158 amino acids)
Biological process (GO): regulation of transcription by RNA polymerase II; DNA-templated transcription
Cellular component (GO): chromatin
Molecular function (GO): RNA polymerase II cis-regulatory region sequence-specific DNA binding; zinc ion binding; DNA-binding transcription factor activity, RNA polymerase II-specific
Source: RefSeq, a predicted model, not a curated record
AUGGCCAAAGUCGAGAGCACGAGCCUGCCGGGCCCCACGCAUACGCCGAGUGACGAUUCCAACAGCUCUGCCAGCAGCAGUAGCAACUCUUCAACGUCGACCGUAAAGCCCGAGCCGUCGCCACCCGCCGCUGUCCAGUCGUUUCCCCCACCCAAGAACGACAAGCCUCGGCCGCACAUCUGCACAACGUGCACGCGUUCCUUUGCACGGUUAGAGCACCUGAAGCGACACGAGCGAUCCCACACAAAAGAGAAGCCCUUCGAGUGCCCCCAAUGCACAAGAUGCUUCGCGCGCCGCGACCUGCUCCUGCGCCACCAGCAGAAGCUGCAUCAGCAGGGCGCGACUUCCGCCCGUCCCCGCACUGGACGCAGGGAAAGCACCACCGGCCUUCCCUCCAACGCCUCUGCCCGCGUGCGCAAGAACUCGAUAUCCAGCCAUGCCGGCCCCGGCGCCAAGGGCAACACCAUGCGCCCGCGUGCAAAUACCAUCAGCCACAUUGAUCCCAAUUCGUUUAGCAGCUUCCUUGCAUCCGCGAUACCAGGCGCCAGAGGGGGCCACUCUGGCCAUACCCAACAUGCGAGCCUUUCGGGCAUCAGCCAGUUUGAUUACCGGGGCAUGUCGACGGCCAUGGGCAACCACGGACAGCCUCAGGCGCUACCAAGACUGGACACCCACCUUCCAUUUAGCAUGGGCGGCGGCGGUCUUCGUACAGCGCCAAUACAGGGCAUGGUUGGGCCCGACGACCGCGAACUCGAGAAAUUCUUUGGAUCAUCAGCCGCGUCUACCAUCAACCCGAACCAGCUGCAUCACUUCAAUGCAAGCGUCGGAAUUCCACAGUCGCCCUUCAAGCGCUUCGCGAAUCCCUUUGCCGGCAACAACCCAAUCGAGGAAGAUGACUUCAGCUGGAGCAUGGGCAUGGACAAUUCCUUGGUAUUUUCGGGUGCAAACGAGUCGGCCCUAGACGGCUCAUCACCGUCAGCCAUAAGUACGGCGAGUCAGGGCGCCUUCCAUGACAUGAUGCUAGACGGCUCAAGCCAGCCAAACUCGGCUGCCAUGUGGCACAAUCCACUUGUGACGCACGCAGGCAUCAACCCGACAACCUUCUCCCUCGACUCCAUGGCCCCGAUGUUCCCUGAGCUCACGAUGAACACCAGCACUUCUCAGGAACUUGGCGAUCAGGGCGUGCAGAAUGAUUUCUACACGUCGACGCCGCCUCCUUUAGCGGCCAUGAGCCCUUCAGCGGGGAUACCCGGUAUGCCGAACCAGUAUUUUCAGACGCCCAUGACAUUCGCUUCUGAUGCUCACAGCAUAUCCUCUUCCUCUGUCAACGGCAGCGUCAGACACAGUUCUGUUUCCUCCUUUUCAACUGAAACAAUCACAGAGUCUACGAGGCAAGCUUUGAUGCACAACCUGAGCCAGGCCUUGGGGUACGGCCAAAUACCCCAACGGAGGUUCUCGCAGCCAGCCAUUAGUUCCCCUCUGUCCUCGAGCGGGGCCUCCAAACACUCAAACCUGACCGGCUUAUUACCCAGCACCAUGGACAUUCAGCGAUACGUAAACGCCUACAUUCAGUACUUUCAUCCCCACAUGCCUUUUCUACACAUUCCAACACUAUCUUUCGAUACCCCAGCAUACACAUACCAGCUCCGCACGGCGGGCAAUUUCAACCAAGAUACCAUGGUCGGUGGAGGCGGCUGCCUGAUUCUUGCAAUGGCCGCCAUUGGCGCUCUCUAUGAAUUUGAACAAAACACUGCAAAAGACCUGUUUGAAGCCGCAAAGAAGCUGAUUCUCUUCUAUCUUGACGAACGCCGCAAAGCCGGUCUUUCCGCAGUCAACGGGCCCAGUGCCGCAAACGACAACAUCAACAAACCGCCCCUGUGGCUGGUCCAGGCCAUGCUGCUCAAUCUCAUCUUUGGCCUCAACUGCGGCGAUCGGCAGGCUGCAGAGGUGGCAAGCACGCAUUGCGCGGCCCUUGUGAGUCUAGCCAAGGCUGCUGGUUUGGACAAGCCUACACCUCCAGAGCAGACUUCGACUUCGCCAAGCAAUACCAACGGCGAUGUCAACAUGUCCGACGAUGCAAGUUCGCAGACCGAGCAACAAAAGGACAGUGUAGAUGAGCAUACCCAGUGGAUACAAUGGAAGAAGGUUGAAGAGCGCAAGAGAACUUACUUUGCCAUCUUCUCCAUGUCCAGCCUGCUUGUUUCGGCGUAUGCACACUCACCCCGCAUUUUGAAUUCUGAGAUUCAUCUAGAUCUGCCUUGCCAAGAGGAUCUCUGGUCUGUCGAUAAUCCUCAAGCAUGGGUAGCAAUGGGAGGGCCCAUGCUGGCGCAAACUCGAGGCUUGUCCUUCAUCACCGCCAUGACAUACCUCCUUGAAGCUAGCACACGGCAAUCCACGUCCAGAAUGCGAAACACAUACCCACAGGGAUUUUCAGGAGGUCAAUCGAUGAACGGCACCUCUGAAAGCGAUAUUCGACCAAGCACUUUCGGCUGCUAUGUCUUGAUCAACGCAAUGCAUGUCUAUAUUUGGGAAACCAGGAACAGGCACAACGGACGCUUGUGGAAAGUCCACGAGACUGAAGCGAUGCAUGCGCAAGUCGAGCCUGCGCUUAAAGCUUGGCAGGUUGCUUGGAGAGCCAAUCCGAAUCACAGCCUCGAGCGACCGAAUCCUUUUGGGCCCUUGGCCGCUGACUGCAUACCGCUACUAGACCUCGCCUAUGUGAGGCUUUUUGUGAAUCUUGGUCGAGCCAAGGAGCUUCUGUGGCAGCGUGACUAUGACGGCAUGGCGAAUGAACUAGCAAGAGGUCUGGACGUGGUAGGCCAAAUGGACGAUACACCUGAGCGCUCCUCCCCUAUGGAUCUUAGCCACUCGUCUUCGCCAGGCCAGACGGGAUCCAAUGACCACAUCAGUCCUGGACGCGCCAGCAACGGCCUUCCCAACAGUCCUUCAUCCAAACGCGAAAGGCAUCUUCGCAAAGCUGCCUUUUAUGCUGCAGACUCGAUUGCCAUGUCAGAUAAGCUAGGCUUGUCGUAUGGCGACUUCUCUGCCAGGGAUUUGCCCAACUCGUCGGCAUUGUGCACAUUUGAUUGCGCCCAGGUCCUUGCUGAAUGGGUUGCAACUCUCCAAGAUCGUGUUGGGCGCUACCUUGGUGUCUUGGGCAGAGACGAGGUCAAUUUCUCAGAGGUACCAGCAAUCUUGUUGCUUGAAGAGGAGGAUGUGAAGCUUUUGCAAAAAAUCGCCGACAUUCUUCACAACGCCGACAUGAAGUUGGCCUACGAUAUCUCUACGAACAACAUGCCCAUGCUGGGUAGCCUUUCGAACCUGGCGCAUUGCGGAUAUGGCACAAAGCUAUUAAUGGUGACGGCUUACAUGCUUUCCAAGUCCGUUGUCUGGCCCGUCAUCCAUAUCCAAGCUCGUGCACUCGAAGCACACGCCCAGUACAUUAGCCAACGCGCAGAAAACUCUACCAUUCAGUAA